Messenger RNA from Manis javanica (Malayan pangolin), 2951 nucleotides. It is a transcript of the gene NOP14, whose product is annotated as NOP14 nucleolar protein. Gene Ontology annotation, biological process: maturation of SSU-rRNA. The record is from RefSeq and is a predicted model, not a curated record. Lineage: Eukaryota; Metazoa; Chordata; Mammalia; Pholidota; Manidae. Gene Ontology annotation, cellular component: Noc4p-Nop14p complex; nucleolus; small-subunit processome.
GGGCCCGGGUAGAGAAGCGCAGCGGCGGUUCGCGUCCGCGCACGUGCUUCCCGAAGGGGCCCGUUCUCGAGCCGGCUGUCGCGCCCGCCGCUCGGUCUCCUCUCUCUCCGGGGCCGCGGGGAGCCGGGCGCCUGGCGGUGCGGUGCGGCGCGGGGCCAUGGGCAAGGCCAGGUCGGCCGGGCCGCGCCGGAAGGCCCCCGGGGCCCCGGCUGUGUCGCGCGGCGGCCGUGCGAGGCCCAACCCCAACCCGUUCGAGGUGAAAGUCAACAGGCAGAAGUUCCAUGUCCUGGGCAGGAAGACGCGCCACGACGUGGGGCUACCCGGGGUGUCGCGCGCGCGGGCCCUCCAGAAGCGCACCCAGACUUUACUAAAGGAAUACAAAGAAAGAGAUAAGGCCAACGUAUUUACUGAUAAGCGCUUUGGAGAAUAUAACAGCGGCAUGAGCCCAGAGGAGAAGAUGAUGAAGAGGUUUGCUCUGGAACAACAGCGACAACACGAAAAAAAAAACAUCUACAACCUAAAUGAAGAUGAGGAAUUAACUCAUUACGGCCAGUCUCUGGCAGACAUGGAAAAGCAUGAUGACGUUGCGGACAGUGAUGACGACGCGGGAGGAGGAGCUCUGUCUGCCGAGCUGACUGCGGCCCAUUUUGGAGGUGGCGGCGGGAUCCUUCACAGGAAGGCCACUGGGCAGCACGGCGAGGAGGGGGAGGAACCCAGGUCGCACCGGGACCUGAUCGCAGAGCUCAUCGCAGAGUCCCGGCGAGAGAAGAGGGUGAGACAGGCUCAGCGAGAAGAUGCCCUUGAGCUCACAGAGAAGCUAGACCAGGACUGGAAAGAGAUCCAGACUCUCCUGGCGCACAGAACACACACGGCAGAGAGCAGAGACACGCCGGAGAGGCCCAAGCCUGACGCCUAUGAUGUAAUGGUUCGUGAGCUUGGCUUUGAAAUGAAGGCGCAACCAUCGAACAGAAUGAAAACAGAAGAGGAGCUGGCAGAGGAAGCGCAGGAGCGGCUCAAGAGCCUGGAGGCCGAGAGGCUCCGAAGAAUGCUUGCAAAGGAUGAGGAUGGAAACACUAAGAAACCAGAACAUACGUCAGCGGAUGACUUAAAUGAUGGCUUCAUACUGGAUAAAGACGACAGGCGUCUGCUUUCUUACAAAGACGGAAGGGUGAACGCUGAGGAGAGUGGCGAAGCUGGUGCCGGGGAGAGCGAGCAGGAGGAGGGCGACGACUCACGCAAGGAGGACCCCGAGGAGAGCCACUCGGGCCUGGAGUCGGGUGCGGGCAGCGAGGAGAGUGAGAGGCCCAGGGCAGCGCAGCGGCGGGUGCCUGGGGGAAGGCCAGCUAGCAGAGGCGGCCAAAACACUUGGGCAGCCGCCGGCACCGAGCCGACUGACACAUGCGCAGCUCCCGAGUCCUGUGAGGAACUGAGAUCUUUAUUAUCCGGAAAGUCAGUGGAGGAGCAGCUUUUGGUGGUGGAGAAAAUUCAGAAAUGCAAUCAUCCAAGUCUCGCAGCAGGAAACAAAGCAAAAUUGGAAAAACUGUUUGGCUUCCUUUUGGAAUAUGUUGGAGAUUUGGCUGCAAAUGAUCCUCCAGACCUCAGAGUCAUUGAUAAGUUGGUUGUGCAGCUAUAUAGUCUUUGCCAGCUAUUUCCUGAGUCUGCAAGCAGCUCCCUAAAGUUUGUUCUCCGAGAUGCCAUGCACGAGAUGGAAGGGAUGGUUGAGACCAGGGGCCGGGCGGCCUUUCCAGGGCUGGACGUGCUCAUUUAUUUGAAAAUUGCCGGGAUGCUGUUUCCAACGUCUGAUUUCUGGCACCCCGUUGUGACUCCCGCACUGGUGUGUAUGAGCCAGUUACUCACUAAGUGCCCCAUCCUGUCUCUGCAAGACGUGGUGAAGGGCUUGUUCGUGGGCUGCCUGUUCCUCGACUACGUGGCCCUGUCUCAGCGGUUUGUACCUGAGCUUGUCAACUUUCUCCUUGGGAUUCUUCACAUGGCAUUGCCACACAGGCAGAGCCGAGGUUACAUACUGGUGCAUCCUUUCCGAGCACAUGGGAAGAACUCGACGUUGCUCGUGGUUUCUGACGACAAGGACAUGGCCACUUGGCAGGGCAAAAGUCUCUCCCUCUCCUGGGCAGGUGGACUGAAAGCCCAGACCACGACGGAGGCCAACCACACCAGACUGUCCUGCCUGGCCGUGUGUCUGGCUCUGGUGAAGCGCUGUGUGCUCCUGUAUGGCCCUCUGCCGUCCUUCCACGACAUCAUGAAGCCCCUCAAAGCCCUCCUGAUGGAGCACCUGGCCGAAUGCCAUCACCCCCCGGAGCUCCAGGAGAUGAUUAAAAGCAUAGUGACAGCAAUGGAGGCCCAGAGGAAGCACUAUCAGCCGCUGGUCUGUGAGAAGAGCAAGCCUGUGCCGCUGAAGCUGUUCACCCCCCGGCUGGUCAAAGUCCUCGAGUUUGGAAGAAAACAGGGCAGCAGCAGAGAGGAACAGGAAAGGAAAAGACUGAUCCACAAGCACAAGCGAGAAUUCAAAGGGGCCGUCCGGGAGAUCCGCAAGGACAACCAGUUCCUGGCCCGGAUGCAGCUCUCCGAGCUCAUGGAGCGGGAUGCGGAAAGAAAGCGAAAAGUGAAGCAGCUUUUUAACAGCCUGGCUACACAGGAGGGUGAAUGGAAAGCUCUGAAGAGGAAAAAGUUCAAAAAAUAAACUCCUGUUAGGACAUCGACGAGGCGCACGUUUGGAACUAGGAGCAUUUCUCCACAAGAGCUGCGUGUAACGAACUGUAAACAACCUUCACUUCAUCAUUUCCAGACAAACCUCAGUUCAUCACAAGGUUUGGGACUGGGUUUGUGGCCAGCGCCGUUUUUGGCCAACCGAGAAUAAUACCUUCAUGUGUAGAAUUCAGUGUUCCCUAAUGCUGUAUAAAUUGUUCUCAAUUACAAAUGAAAUGAGUUUGGAA